AUGAAUAAUGAUAAUGGCAACAGUCAGAAGCCGGAAAAUUUGUUUGGUAGUUCAGGAUCUUCGUCCUCUGCUAUCCCGACAACUGCAUCAGCAAAUGGUGUAUUUUCAUUUGGUGUCUCAACGAAUAAUUCCGCUAUUAUUAUUAACGGGACUUCUUCAAGUCCAUCAAUUUUUGCUUCUUCGUUUUCUUUUCAAUCUUUCGGAACCAACACAAACAAUGUUUCCAGUAGUAGCUCAUCCACUGUUCUUUCUUCUACCACCACUACUACAGCUGUUAGCAGUACUUUUGCGACAUCUGUGUCUGCAUCCGCAUUUAGUUUUGGGCAGGCUGCAUUUACUGCCGUUACACAGGCGGUCCCAUUCAAGUUUGGCUCAGGGACUAGCGAGACACCAUCAUCCGCUUCAGCGGGGUCUCUUUUUAGUUCUUCAGCUCCUAGUUUUGGUCUUACUUCUGUCGCCACCUCAUCUGGCGGCUCGACCAGUAGUUCCACCACCACCAUGUUCAGUUCUGGCUCCAGUGCAACACCAAGUUUUGGACUUAGCUCUACUGUCGCCUCAUCGGAGACCAAAUCUGGUGGCUCUGGUUUCGGUUCAACACUGAGUUUUGGAGUUAACUCUACUGUUGCUUCGUCAGAGACCAAAUCUGGAUCAUCUAACGCAGGUGCUUCAACGGGAUCAUCCUUGUUCUCAUUUUCUUCAAAACUGUCUUCUCCUGCUCCAGUCGGAAACUCGACUCCUGUUUUCGGAACUUCGCCCCCUAGUAACACUGAUCAAAUGAGCAUGGAAGACAGUAUGGCCGAUGACUCCAACCAAACACCAAGUCCAGCGCCUGCUUUCGGUCAAGCUUCCAGCGGCACACCACCGGGUUUCAUGUUUGGUUCCGUCACGCCGACAACGGUUCAGCCACCUGGUUUCUUGUUCGGUGCGCAGAUGCAACCACAAGCGCAAGCACCGUCUCAGAGUCCUUUUCCGGCAACACAGUUUAGUGCGGGAGGAAGGUUCUCGUUAGGUAGCGGUGGAGGGGACAAGUCUAAUAGAAGGGUUGUUAGAGUUAAAAGACAGACCAGGAGGAAAUGA
This is a messenger RNA of Helianthus annuus (common sunflower), 1077 nucleotides long. RefSeq lists its product as uncharacterized. The record is from RefSeq and is a predicted model, not a curated record. The coding region runs from base 1 to 1077 and encodes 358 amino acids. Lineage: Eukaryota; Viridiplantae; Streptophyta; Magnoliopsida; Asterales; Asteraceae. The transcript is spliced from 2 exons.